This is a messenger RNA of Oncorhynchus kisutch (coho salmon), 532 nucleotides long. Its product is annotated as ras-related and estrogen-regulated growth inhibitor-like protein. The coding region runs from base 1 to 444 and encodes 147 amino acids. The transcript has 2 exons. The record is from RefSeq and is a predicted model, not a curated record. Gene Ontology annotation, molecular function: GTP binding; GTPase activity. NCBI's taxonomy places the organism in Eukaryota, Metazoa, Chordata, Actinopteri, Salmoniformes, Salmonidae.
AUGUUGUCAGAAACACACGUGCACCUGGCAACCUUGGGUAGCGCGCACUGCACCCGGCCCACCACAGGAGUCGCGAACGGUUUUGUCCUGGUCUACAGGAUCUGUGACAGGGCCAGCUUCAACUCUGUCACCAAGCUGAUGCAGUCCAUUAAGGACUUCCAGGGCAUGGUCAAAGUGCCCAUAGUGAUCGUAGACAAUAAGAGGGACCUGAAUCACAUGCGAACAGUCCUCAGUGAGGAGGGCAGAAUGCUAACCCUGACAAUAGACUGCCAGUUCUAUGAGGUUUCAGAUGCUGAGAACUACCACAGUGUCCUCAUGGUGUUUCACGGACUAAUAGACAGGAUAUGGGAGUCCAAGUCUGCCAUCAAGAAGCAAGCUGGAAUUAAGGGCAUUGUGAAAAGCAUGUCUGCAGUUUUUGCAAGGAGACGAACAGAUUCACUGUGAGACUAUGGCACAGGGAGGAAGACAUUGUAUACUGUAAUCAAUGUAUGCAUAGGUCUGACAUGAGUUGUUGUAUGAUGUCUGUGCUCUG